AUGGGGAUUUUCCGGUCUGAGACGAUGAGCCGCGGGACGCUCGUCCUCCCGAGCGAGGGAGCGCGCGACUUUUUGGAUGCGAUUGGCUCCAGCGUUCAGGUUCAGUUCGUCGAUAUGAACGCGCAGUCGAUGAGCCGUCAGUACAAGCGCUACGUGCAGCGGCUGGAGGAGAUGGAGCGAAUUUUGCGGUUCUUGUUUGCCGAAAUCGAGAAGCACAUGCCGACGCGGCUUCAAGACACCAACCUGGACGUGAGCGACAGCGAGGACGAGGCGUCAGACGCGGAGGCCCAACGCGGCCUCCGCGGCUCUUCGCGCGCCUCGCUGCGAACGUUCUCGCUGUCGGGUGGGCGCCCAGAGGACGGGCGCCGCUCCGAGCAGGAACUCGAGGAAGGCCACCGCGGGCUCCGCGACCUGGAAGAGCGCCAGCGCAUCAUCUCUGCCGAAGAACGCGCGAGAGAGCGCGGAGACCCUCAGGCCGGCUUCGACAGCGCCCAUAGCCGCCUCGCAGCAUCCCGCGGCGGCGCGUCGGGUUUCCAGUUGGACAAAGUCGAGGAGGCGCUUAGCCGGCUCUACACGCAGUUCGUGAGAUUCUCGCAAAACAACGAAGACCUCCUGCGACAAAGGAAUGCCGCGAUUGAAGAGACAUGUUUGCUUCUCCUCGCACUUCAUCAACUCGCGUUGCCCGGUCAGAACGACCGCGGCUCGAAUUCGACCGGCGGAUUCCAAGACAGCCUUGCGGCGCAUCGACGCGGAUCCUCGUCGCUGCUGUUCGAAUCGACCGCCAGCCUGUCCCUUUUGGAGGCGGGAGUCCCCGGUGGAGCCCUAGGCGGUCGCGGCGCCUCGCCCCACAGGGGGGCAGAGGGUUUCGGCGAGGAGCUCGGGUCCGAGUUUCGAUCCAUGGCCUUCUCUUCCGUUGCCGGCGUCAUCAACAGCUGCGACCAGGAGAAAUUCGCGCGUGCGCUCUUCAGAUCGAUGCGCGGUAACGCGUACACCUACUUUCAGCCGGCAGAUCUGCGCGGUUUCCCCGCGGACUAUGCGAAGACGCUCGAGUCCAAGUCGCUCUUCGUGACGUACUACCAGGGCGGGCGGUCGCCGGCGUCUGCGGCGUUCGAGAAGGUGAUGCGUCUCUGCGCAGCGUUCAACGCGCGCUGCUACCGGUGGCCUUCGUCAUGCGGCGAAGCGGAGAAACGCUUCGCGGACGUCUCUGCGCUCCUUGCAGACAAAGAGAAGGCGCUGCGCGGCUACGAGCAGUACUUCCUCUCUGAAAUAUCCAUUCUGCUCGAGCCCAUCGAGCUCGACGACGACGCCGCGCCGCUGCGGCGGCGCAGGCCACUGAUUGAGGAGUGGCGCAGAUUCUGCGUGAAGGAGAAGGCGAUCUACGCGACGCUGAACUUCUUCGAGGCCAGCGACGUGACGGUUCGCGCGGACUGCUGGUUCCCCGCCCACGAGGAAGCCCGACUCCGCCUCGUCAUCGCCGAGCAAAGCAGCAAAAGUCGUGCCUCCGCGUUCCUUCUUCUGCAGCCGUCGUGUUCGGCAUCCUCUUCGCCGCCGACUUUCUUCCGCUUGCCUGCGUUCCUGACGCCGUUUCAGCAGCUGGUUGACACGUAUGGCGUGCCGCGGUACAAGGAGGCGAAUCCUGCGGUCUUUGCCUGCGUGUUCUUCCCCUUCCUCUUUGGCAUCAUGUAUGGCGACAUCGGGCACGGCCUCGUCCUGCUGUGCAUCGCCGCGGCUCUCUUCUACAUCAAGAGCCACAACCGCGUCCUCAGAUUCAAGGGCGAGACCGUCGACAUGCUCCUUGACGGCAGGCACAUGAUUCUGUUGCUCGGUCUCUACGCGACGUACGCGGGGCUGGUGUACAACGACGUACUUUCGCUGGGCGUCGAUUUGUUCGGCUCGCGGUGGCAAGUCGUGCCACAGACCCUCCAGACGCGGAAGUGGCCGUCUGCUGCGUUUUCCUCCUUCGCCUCGUCGCCUGCCGCGCCCGCGACCUUCCACGAACGCGAGGGCGAGCCGCUGGAGCCGAUGCGCGAGAGCUUCCCCUACCCCUUCGGCUUCGACCCUGCCUGGAAAGGCGCGGUGAACGAACUCCUCAUGUUCAACUCCUUCAAAAUGAAGUUCUCCGUCAUCGUUGGAUUUUUCCAGAUGCUGUUGGGAAUUUUGCUCAAGGCGUUGAACGCCUUGUACUUUGGCCAGUUUUUGGAUUUCUUCUUCGAGGCCGUGCCGCAGUUGCUCUUGUUCGUCUCGCUGAUUGGCUACAUGGCCUUUCUCAUCGUCUUUAAGUGGCUCACGCCCGUCGGCGAGUUCGCAAAGCCUUCCCUGAUCAACGUCCUCAUCGACAUGCACAUGGGCGGAGUCGAGCCAGACGCGUCUCUCAUCAUGUUUGAAGGACAAGCGCGAAUUCAACAGAUUUUGCGAGUGGUGGUGUUGCUCUGCAUCCCCGUGAUGCUUCUCGCGAAGCCGACUUGGCUGUGGAUUCGGCACAAGCGCGAGCGGGCGGCGUCUUUCGCGCCGGCGAGUGGCGCGUCUGCCUCGGUCCCUUACCGCCUCCAUCGCCCAGCGGCGGGUGUGGAAGUCGGAGGGCGCUUCGGCGCGGACUCGGGGUUGGCUUUCGCGUCCUCUUCGCGCUCGGCGCUCGCCUCGGGCGUGGUACACGGCACGCUGAGCCGCCGCGGCGACGACAGCGAGAUGCAGCCACCCUCAACGGUCGCCUCCUUCUCCAUCGCGGAGAGCGUCUCGAGGGCGAAGCCGCCGCGGGGGGCGGGCGCGCACCGCGACCGCUUCGGCGGCGAUGAUAGGCUCUUUGACGAUGUGAGCACGGCGGCGGGCUCCGUCGCGGACGGCUCCCCCCGCGAGGAGGAAGAGAUCAGCGAAGUCUUCAUUCACCAAAUGAUUGAAACGAUCGAGUUCGUCCUCGGCACGAUCUCCAACACAGCUAGCUACCUCCGUCUCUGGGCUCUCUCCCUGGCUCACCAGCAGCUCUCGCUCGUCUUCUUCGAAAAAACGCUCGGCGUCGCUCUGCAGCCGGGCGUCGGAGCCUUUGCCAUGACCAUCAAGUUCGUGCUUCUUUUCCCGCUCUUUGCGGUCAUCACGUUUUUCGUCAUGAUCUGCAUGGACAGCCUCGAGUGCUUUCUGCACGCGCUGCGUCUCCAAUGGGUUGAGUUUCAGAGCAAAUUUUUUAAGGCUGACGGCCACGCUUUCGCGCCUCUGAGUUUCUCUCGAAUCCUCCGCGAGUCCAAGUUGCAUGGAAAUGCGUAA
Molecule: messenger RNA, 3255 nt
Organism: Besnoitia besnoiti
Lineage: Eukaryota; Apicomplexa; Conoidasida; Eucoccidiorida; Sarcocystidae
Product: putative vacuolar proton translocating ATPase subunit
Exons: 13
Coding region: 1-3255 (1084 amino acids)
Biological process (GO): vacuolar acidification; proton transmembrane transport
Cellular component (GO): vacuolar proton-transporting V-type ATPase complex; proton-transporting V-type ATPase, V0 domain
Molecular function (GO): ATPase binding; proton-transporting ATPase activity, rotational mechanism
Source: RefSeq, a predicted model, not a curated record